Molecule: messenger RNA, 1719 nt
Organism: Rubroshorea leprosula
Lineage: Eukaryota; Viridiplantae; Streptophyta; Magnoliopsida; Malvales; Dipterocarpaceae
Source: the annotation of a GenBank genome assembly
ACUGAGGAUUGUCUACGGCGUGGUGUUCCUCUCCGUCUCCUGCGCCUGCUCCAUCUUCCUCCACCUCAUCCUCCAUCCGAUCUUCUACAUCACCUCCUGAUGAUCCGUGCUGCUCAAAUCGGUUUGGUCCUCCGAUUCUUAAUUUCGAUUUCUCAAUACCUUCUGUUAUGAUUGGUUGAACCCGCAAAGGAAACAGGAUUUUUUUUUAUUUUUUAUUUUUUGUUUCCGUAAAUGGCACUGAGGAUCGUCUACGGCGUGGUCUUCCUCUCCAUCUCCUGCGCCUGCUUUAUGUUCCUCCACCUUAUUCUCCAUCCGAUCUUCUACUUCACCGCCUGAUGAUCCCUGCUGCUCAAAGCGGUUUGGUCCUCCGAUUCGUAGUUUCGAUUUUUUAAUACCUUUUGUUAUGAUUGGUUGAAACCGCAAAGGAAACGGAAAGUUUCUUUUUCUUUUUCUUUUUUUUGACGUGUAAUUCCACACUUUCUUGUUUGUUUUUGUUGGUUGUCUGUUCUGAGAUGCCGAUUUGUGAUUGCUGUUUGUUUUGGUUGUUUCCAUGUGGAUUCAAUUUUAAUGUCGAUUCUAUGUAUUAUCUCAAUUUUGAAUUUUUUUCGUUCAUUAAGAAAAUUUGUAUGAUCAAAAUUUGAAACCCGAUUGUGAAUUUGUAAUGAAAAUGAUCCAGAUAUCUUCUGAUUUUCGAAGUUUGAGAGUAUAUUGUAGAGAUUUAAUAGUAUCAGUCAAAAGAUUUGGCGUCGGAUUGAACCAUACUGGAAAGGUGAAGGAUUACCCAUUUCAAUUUCGUAAUUUCAUUUCGAUUUAUUAGGCUAAAAUCACCAUCAAGGGAGUGUCUAUCUGGUGAAUUUCGACGAGUGGGAGCAAUGUGCAUUCGUCUCUUUAUGGAUAUGGGAGUAUCUGUCUGUCUCUCCAACUUAUAUAUCAACUUAGAUGUAUGAGAGUAACUACAUUUAUUAUGAAUUUGCUUGUAAUAUUUGCUUUUGAGCCCAUCCUUGCUUUCCUUUUUAUUUUAUUUAUAGAGACCAAUCCAUGGCAGGCUCUUUAAAUCUGUUAAAUGCUUCUCCAGAGCAAAUCAUUGUUUUAAGCUUUGUCCUCUCAAGGUAAAAAACUUGGAUGACAUAUUGACAUAGCAUGCCAAGAAUCCCAGGAUUAGUGUUCUAAGGAUUAACUUGUCAUCCAAGUGCUUCAUUUUAGCCAUUUCUUAGAAACGUUCCACAUUCAAAUAUGAGCCGUUACUCCUAAUAUAAGUAGCCAACUGGUUACAAGGUAGCUCAUAUUUACGCAAUUUGUAUGCCACUAUUGUUCAAGCUGUCACUAACACUGUGAUGUGUCUACUGAUCUUCUUGUGCAUUCAGUUGACUUGCUAACUUUUGUAGGUGAUGAGCGGUACUGUUAUGCAACCACUGCAAAGAUAAGUGCGAAGGAGGAUGAUGCUUCGCAUGUUUUCACCUGGAUGCAUGUAUAAUAGACGUGGUUUGAAGGAUUGGAAAUGAAGGAUCAGUCAGCCUCACUGUUCUAGAUUGAAACUAUGCCUGACCUCUUGGCUUCAAAGUAUUAAGUAUUCUAUUGAAAGAAAUGUAUAAAUGAUUUUAAUCUUUUAUAUUUCUUAUAUUUGAAACAACUAUAGGAAAUCAGAGAUUAUUCCCUUGGUGGAUGCUUAUGAUCAAAUAAUUAUGUAUUAAUUAAUGAUAAUAACUAAAGCUUGAGCCU